AUGGACGGAGAAGCACCAGAGUGGGGCUGGGCCAACAUCAAUCGUGUAGUUGCAAGCACUAAGGAAAUGGCACCUGGCACACGUCAGGAUAUCUUGGACGACCGCUUUGGUGACUGGAACUGGAAGAAAGUAACAGCGCUUGACUUGGAGGGAUCCAUCAAAGAGUCGGACUCAGGUGUUGCGUCACUUGCAGCUUGGAUGAAGGAGAUUGUUGCUUGGGAGAAAGAUCACACAAAACCAAACCCCUUCAACAGCCAAAGCCGAGAAGUGACACAGGCUGCUGUUCGUCUAGCACUCGUUCAACAAGAUACAAAGGAUUUGGAAGAGGGAAUAUCAAUUUCGCUCCAUUCUGAGGUAACACCCAGUAUUCUUAUCAGCAUGGGCUUAGACCUCGAAGAUGUGCAUGUUGAGGUCUCUCAAUCUGAUGAGAACACUGGCGAUGCAGCCAGUGGCUGUCCAAAAGUGAAACCUGACUCUAUCAAGCCUGAGGAUAUCCUACUCCUCCUUCCAUCUGACAUCUGUAAUCUGACGAUGUGCGAUACAAAGCUGCUCGAGGUUGAGUGGUCGUUACGCUUGGCACAGGCUAAUGAUGCACUCAAUUAA
This is a messenger RNA of Suillus fuscotomentosus, 603 nucleotides long. RefSeq lists its product as uncharacterized. The transcript is spliced from 4 exons. Bases 1 to 603 code for a protein of 200 amino acids. Lineage: Eukaryota; Fungi; Basidiomycota; Agaricomycetes; Boletales; Suillaceae. The record is from RefSeq and is a predicted model, not a curated record.